Messenger RNA from Strongylocentrotus purpuratus (purple sea urchin), 1050 nucleotides. RefSeq lists its product as uncharacterized. The record is from RefSeq and is a predicted model, not a curated record. The transcript is spliced from 6 exons. NCBI's taxonomy places the organism in Eukaryota, Metazoa, Echinodermata, Echinoidea, Camarodonta, Strongylocentrotidae. Bases 386 to 865 code for a protein of 159 amino acids.
AUUGUUGUCACAGGUUGAUUUGCGUGAAUUCUACGAGACGAUAUGCGCAGUCAUCGGGAGAGAACCACGAUGUCCUCUUGACAGACUUGCCUCGUUCUUCACCUGUGACUAUAUCGACCCCCUAAAUUUCGAUCGGUUUGUCAAAAUCGUCGACGCGAACAACGUGCAAACAGCCCACAACAAACUACUUACAGGCACUGCCACCAAUGUAUCCCAGUUCCUUAAAAGCCAGAUUAGGAUUGGUCACUUACGAGACGCAAUACCCCAGGGGGACUCAAACGAACCAAUCAGGGCGCUCGACUCCAGGACACUGACGUCGAGCAAUGGUUCCUCGACAUCGUCCCGCCUCGCGCUGUCGCCACGGAGUGAGAAUGGUGACGAAAGCAUGACGUCAGGGCUAAGCAACCAAUCAAAUGUUUCCGGCUCAGCGUGGUUGAAAAUCAAAGUGGAAAAUUGGUUUCGAGAAGUGGACCGUCUUUACAGGUUCUUCCACGGGGACAUCCCCAAAGACGACACGGAGGCCCUCCUUAGAGGGCGCCUUCCAGGUACAUUCUUGCUCCGUUACAGCUGUGCCAACCCCAGUCGUCUCUGUGUAUCGUUCGUCCACUCAAUACCGAUCAGUGAUAACUAUAGCUGGAAGGAGCAGGUCCACCGACGUGACGUCAUUCUGCACCAUGAGCUCCUGUGCACAAAUGUGAAGGAAAUCAACAGUCCAAGACAAGGAGGCGAUAUAAGGAGACGAUUCAGUUGCGACGAUCUCAGUCCACGAAGAGAAAAGAAAGCGGUACCUAAUAGGCAAAGAGCGUUUAGUGCCCUUCAUCACUUGUUGAAAUCGGGUGCCUUGCUUGAGGAGAAUCUGAAAUAGUCCGGGAAGUUUCUUCAACAUUUACAGAGAUCGGGCCAAAUAUUCGUGAACUCGAUGAAUGAACAUCAUUUUGAACGAACGCUUUAGGCGCCAUAAAUGCUCUGCAUAGAGGCCCGAAUUCACAAAGGAGGUUGUCGACAAACCUUGGUUUUCGUACGUCAUAUGACGCGUUUUGACGCAUUCUU